CUCGCACUUCCUUUGUUCGACCCUACAGCCCCGGAACACCAUGCGCGCCUUCAACAUCGUCCUCGGCCUGGCCGCUGUCAUGCUGCCCAGCAUGCACGCGGUGCCAGUGCAAUCCAUCUCCGAACGACAGUCGACCGACCAGCCAAGCACCAUCGACGGCACUCCGUUCCGCCUGGCAGUCCGAUAUGCGCAGGGCGCAUAUUGCCAGCCCUCUCUGCAACGUCUACUCUUUUCGAGAGGUCGGGUCAUCUACGUUGCCGGCGACAACGCAAGGCUACCGAUCACCUUCGUGGCUUACGACGAGCUGACCAACAAAGUCGUCGUCUCGCACCAGGGUACCAACCCCACAUCUGCGGAGUCCGUGUACAUCGAUGCGCAAUAUUUGCCCACAUUGCCAGACCGCAGGCUGAACGGCUGUGUCGAUCCUGGCUCCGCGAUGCACACCGGUUUUCAAAAGGCCUGGGCAGACACUGCUGACCCGAUCUUGGCAGCAGUCAAGGAGCAGCUGACCGCGCAUCCUGGCGCCACGCUUCUGGUCACCGGACACUCGCUCGGUGCUGCCCUAGCCACGCUGGACAGCGCUUAUCUGCGAUGCAAUCUUCCAGAUGUACCGCUGCAGACCACCGUACUGGGAUUGCCCCGCGUGGGAAACAGCAAAUUUGCGGACAGCAUCGACAGGCUACACAACGGCACCUUCCACUACCUGGUCAAUGGUCAAGAUCCCGUACCUCACAUCCCAUUCCGGCAGCUUUCUUACGAGCACCCCACUGGAGAGGUGUGGAUCAACCCGGCCAACGAGAACGAAGCCCUUAGCUGCCCAGGAAGAGAGAAUUCAAGGUGCUCCAACUCGGUCGACCCGAGAACCUACAACAUCGGAGACCAUAUUGGGACCUACUUCGAAAGACAACUCACUGGUUUCCCAUCGCCCAACCUCUGCUAAACGAGAUCGGCCUAGACCAAUCGUCCGUCGGUACACAACACAUUCAGUAUCGAGAUCUAUCUUCCGCUCCAGUCAAAACCCAUCUAUCCAUCCUCGCAUUCUGAUUUGUAGCCAAAAUUUUCCCGAUAUCCCUAUUCCGCAAUAUCCCGCUAACGACCUUCCACGAGCAAGGCGGCAGAUACAUGCUGCUGGUACCCGUUAAAGC
Molecule: messenger RNA, 1145 nt
Organism: Ceraceosorus guamensis
Lineage: Eukaryota; Fungi; Basidiomycota; Exobasidiomycetes; Ceraceosorales; Ceraceosoraceae
Product: alpha/beta-hydrolase
Exons: 2
Coding region: 41-940 (299 amino acids)
Biological process (GO): lipid metabolic process
Source: RefSeq, a predicted model, not a curated record